AUGGCAGCUCUCCUGCUGCUGUGUGUGUGGAUCUCUGUGCCGUUCUGUCUUUGUGAGAAGGCUAAGGAGAGGAGCGCGCGGCAGAGAGACGCAGAGUUCACAGACAAGUACAACUCAUGUAUGCAGGGUCCUCCUGGAAUGCAGGGCAGGGAUGGUAAUCCGGGCGUUAACGGCAUUCCGGGCACCCCAGGGAUUCCAGGCCGGGACGGUAUGAAGGGGGAGAAGGGCGAGUGUGUGACUGAGAGGUUUGAGGAGCCAUGGAGACCGAAUUUCAAACAGUGCGCCUGGAGCUCCCUCAACUACGGCAUCGACCUCGGCAAAGUCGCGGAGUGCACCUUCACUAAGCUGCGGUCAGACAGUGCUCUGCGAGUGCUCUUCAGCGGCUCUCUUAGGCUUAAGUGUAAGGCGGCGUGCUGCCAGCGCUGGUACUUCACCUUUAAUGGGGCGGAGUGCACGGGACCUUUACCCAUAGAGUCUAUAAUCUACCUGGACCAGGGCAGCCCCGAGCUCAACUCCUCCAUCAAUAUACACAGGACAUCUACAGUGGAGGGAUUGUGUGAGGGCAUCACCGCCGGCCUGGUGGACGUGGGCAUAUGGGUGGGCACCUGUGCGGAUUACCCUCGCGGCGACGCCUCCACAGGGUGGAACUCGGUGUCCAGAGUGAUCAUCGAGGAGCUUCCCAAAUGAGCCGACCGUCUCCGUCGCCAUGGCGACACAGAGGGAAACAGAAGCAGACCUGUGGAGUAUUUCACAACGCAGGAUGUUUCAGUAAAGCGGGACAACUUUAGGCCGCAGUGAGGAUUUUUUCAGUAGGAAUGUCCCUGGAAUACUCUUAUAUUCAGUUUGGUCUUUAAAGGGACCAUAUUUUACAUUUACGUAUGUUGUAUGUUUAUGUACCAAAACAAUUGUCAUGUUUACAACACCGUCUUCCAACCCCUCUGUAUCCCGGGUUGUUUUUGUUGCUGCGCCUUUAACACUUGUAUAUGUAAAUGAGCCCUGUUAUGAUUGGCUGUGCCUCAUUCCAAAGCAGUCCAGGCUGAAACACUACUUAUAACUUCAGUGUGAUGGGUGGAGCCGUACUUCUUUCAGGAAAAUAGGCAGAUUUAUGAAAAUGGACUGUUUUUUGUGACGUCACAAUUUAAAAUGGACUGUUUGUGCCGUGUAUGGACUGUAUGGACUGUGGAGUGAUCGGUAUGUUUUAAAAUAAAAUUACAUCAAGUUACAUUUUCCAUGAUAUGGGCCUUUUAAAGGGAUAUUCCAACAUUAUUUCAACCUAAUCUCUUUAUGCCACAUCUGUACUGUAGCCUCAGUCGCUACACACAACAAUUUUGGUGCAUUUUUCUGUACAGAGCACACUUGAAACAUACUUAUCACAGAAGUCAACAGGCGGCGGCUGAAUCCUGAAAGUAAAUGUUUAUGUGAGACGUACUUUUGUAGACCGUGUUUAUGAAUACAUCAGUCCAGGUUUGUGAAUUGAGCUUUAAAUCUGUUAUUUUUGACAUGGGACUGGAUUCUUCCAGAGGGAAGGAUUUAUGGUAAUUUGUCACCCGAGUAGUGAUGCUUGAUUGCCAUAGAUACCAGAACACCUCAAAGGAAAGCUAAAGUAACCACAACCAGAGCCGGUUUAUGGGGAGCCUGGCCACAUCCUGUUUCUCCCGUUAUAUCAAAACAUGGCACCAGAGGGCGCCCACGAGUGAGUCCUCAGUGAAUCGGGGUGAAUGGAGCUAAAUGUUAAAUGUUAAAAUGCUUUGUGCUGUUCGUGAAUUCAUUCUUCCAUACGAAAAUCUUUAAGCAUUUUCAGACUCUGAAUUUGCUCAAAUGCUCCCAUUUAUUUUGGACUCGCACAGGAGCGCCCUCUAGCAUCUGACUAGAGGUUGCACGACUUCAGAUUUUUAAAAGUUGACGGUCAUGUGAUGAAGGUCGAAUUGAUGUCGGCUCAUGAAUAAAACCACAAGAGAAGAGAAUGCCUUAACAAGCGACUUUAAAGAUCUGUGACGAAGGGUUUACUAUCUAAUUAUUAGCCAUUAAUAAACACAUAAAAAUAAUAAUUCACAACAACCAGUCAUAAUCUCAUUUUAAACUAUUCAUAAACCAUUAUAAGGGUAGUGUUAUUGUAAAGUGGCACUGGGGAAUCUAUAGAAGAGAUAUUCCAUGGUAAUUUAUGGUACUGUAUCAAUACACAUGAGGAAUUCCAAAAUGCAGGAGUAUUGCUUUAAGUUAUCUGGCUAAGUGAAAACAUUCUGCUUUGUGAAAUACUCCCCAGAUGCCUUUUAUUGGGGCCCAAAACCUCGAUGGUCCAUCACUGCUUCUUCAGUAAGCAUCCCCACUCAGACUGAGCCAAUCAAGGCUUUUAGCCUGUUCCAAAUCAGUGGUUUUUAAUCCCAGUUCAUGCAUGUUUUGUGAGUUUUCUUUGCUCUGAUGUUGCUGAUUCAGCCCCGUCGGUGGUUAUCCAGCUCUUACUGAGAUGUUUUAGAGCAGAGAAAUGCAAAAACUUGCAACAAUGUUGGUUUCUUAUGACUAAGACUGAGAACCACUGCUUCAGCAGGUCGCUAAUCUCUAGCACAUUUAGCAAUAACUCAGCCAAAAUACUCAUUUAUCCACUUUCCCCUUUACUCUAAAUGUAGUAGAUGUUUGCUUUUUGGUUUUAACACUGAAGCUCUCAAGGCUAAUAUAACUUACAAGUAAUGCAAGUGAAUGCUCCACCAGUUAGCAUGGCGCUAACACACAUGACUCAAACUGUGUGAAGGUGUUCAGUGUCUCUAAUAGACUUGAUUAUGAGGUUUCUGACCCUGUGUAACUCACUGUUAUCUGGACUGAAGUACAUUAGCAUAGCUAAAAACAACAGCAAACCUGACUGAAUUUUGUCUCUACUUGUGUCCAUUUUUAGCACAAUGCUAAUU
Messenger RNA from Colossoma macropomum (tambaqui), 2900 nucleotides. RefSeq names its product collagen triple helix repeat containing 1a (gene cthrc1a). Bases 1 to 687 code for a protein of 228 amino acids. NCBI's taxonomy places the organism in Eukaryota, Metazoa, Chordata, Actinopteri, Characiformes, Serrasalmidae. The transcript has 4 exons. The record is from RefSeq and is a predicted model, not a curated record.